Molecule: messenger RNA, 7103 nt
Organism: Anguilla rostrata (American eel)
Lineage: Eukaryota; Metazoa; Chordata; Actinopteri; Anguilliformes; Anguillidae
Gene: bcan
Product: brevican
Exons: 13
Coding region: 979-4497 (1172 amino acids)
Biological process (GO): cell adhesion; positive regulation of neuroblast proliferation; glial cell differentiation
Cellular component (GO): perineuronal net; synapse
Molecular function (GO): hyaluronic acid binding
Source: RefSeq, a predicted model, not a curated record
GUCUGUCUAUACAGAAUUAAUGUAUCAUUUAGCAUUAAUACCGUAUUGUGUAGUCAGGGAAAAUUAUAUUUGUUUAAUUACUUUUACUGGUAUGUGCUUAAACACAAAUAAGUGAGUAGCAUUAAUCCAGAGUCUCUCAGUAUUUGAUGCAAUUCUUUUACCAACUAAGUUCAUUGUUUCAGUUCUAACCGCAUAUGAAUGCAGCAAGACUCCUGUCGUGUUGGCGAAUAAAAGUUUCCGGUCGAUGCUCUCAGGGCAUUCGAAAUAGCCUUAGCUUACCGUUGAUACAGUCGCACUGUUUCCUAUAUCGACUCUUGCCAGUAGACCGGUAGUUUUAAUGGAAAUGUAGCCUUUGGCUUUACAAAUGGUGCGUGAGUGUGGAGCUCUUCCCUGCAGCAUCAGCAACUUCAUCGUUACUGCGCUGUCGUUCUCCCAAACACCAAGGCUCUCUUAUCUCCCAGCGUGCUUGCUCUGUUCUUUAGUUCUUCAGUAUUUCCCCCACGGGCCAUUUGACCUGAAAUCGCUUUUACCAGCCCAUUACUCACCCCUUCGUUGUCUGACCCUUUUUAUUCAAGCACUACUGGACUGCCAUCCGAUGGUACGUUAUGAAUAGAUUCAGAGAGACGUGAUUACUUCCCGCAUUUUCCACGGUCUUCCCACCCCACUUGCCCUCCAUCCCCAUGUAAGACAAAUGGGCUAAGAAAGACCUUUUAUGUUUGAGUAAAAAAGUGGGCUGUUCAAGUUUUUUUCUUCUCUGACUAAUUUCGUUCCUCGAUCUUUCUCUUACCUUAUUCACAAGCAGACGGUGCGCAGGACUUAAUAACCUACACCUUUGAGUGUAUUUAUUUGGGGGAAAGCCGGUAUUCGACAAGAAUUCUGCCGAUUUCGCCAGGUGGGAAAGAUUUACACCUGUCGAAAAAACAUUAAAGCAAAAUUGCAUUGUAAAAGACAAGAUAAAUUGCCAACUCAGUCUGAAGAAUGCGAUUGACUGUGUCACUACCACUGCUGCUGUGUGCCCUCUGUCCAUUUAUCCUGGCAUCGCUGCCGGAAUCGGACCCAGGACCAGCUCUUGAGCCGGAACCUUUUGCACCUCCUCCAGAUGACUCAAGACUUCUGCAGGUGAUCAUCCCCCUGCUGUCCCCUGUGUCUGCCGUCCUGGGCGGCUCUCUCACUCUGCCCUGCCUGGUGUCUCUGACCAAGCCGCCCCCCUCGCCCCCCUUCCUGGGAGACCACACCCCCCCUCUGCCCCGGGUCAAGUGGAGCUUGGUGUCCUCGGGACAGGACGCAGAGAUCCUGGUGGCCCAGGGGGAGAGGGUGAAGAUCAGUGAGGCCUACUCGGGACGGGCGUCGCUGCCCAACUACGCCUCGUCCCCUGCCGACCUCACCCUCAGGCUGGAGGGCCUCCGCUCCAACGACACAGGCAUUUACCGCUGUGAGGUGCAGCAGGACCUGGAGGACGCCCAUGACCUUGCUGAGGUCAAGGUCAAAGGUGUGGUGUUCCACUACCGACAUGCCUCCAGUCGAUAUGCUUUGUCCUUCUGGGAGGCCCGGCAGGCUUGCGAGGAAAUCGGAGCCAAAAUGGCCACCCCGGAGCAGCUCCUGGCAGCCUACCACAGUGGAUUUGAGCACUGUGAUGCCGGCUGGCUUGCUGACCAGACUGUCAGAUACCCCAUCCACGCGCCACGGGAGGGAUGUUUUGGGGACAUGAAUGGGAACCCAGGAGUGAGGAACAGUGGGAUGCAGGACCCUGAGACACUUUUUGAUGUGUACUGUUAUGCAGACAACAUUGAAGGCGAGGUGUUCCACUCCCCUCUGAACCUCACCCUGGGGGAAGCCAAGGCCUUCUGUCAGAAAGCUGGGGCGAGACUGGCCAGCCCUGCUCAGCUCCACGCAGCCUGGAACGACGGCCUGGACCACUGCAGCCCUGGCUGGCUGGCGGACGGCAGUGUGCGCUUCCCCGUAGUCACGCCAAGGGAGCGCUGCGAAGGACUCCAACCGGGAGUCCACACCGUCUAUCGUCACAGCAACCAGACGGGCUUCCCCGAGCCCCACAGUCACCAUGGCGUCUACUGCUUCCAAGGUCACGGGAACUCCCAAACCGACACGCCCCUGGACUACCUGUCCACAGAGCCAGAGCACACGAAUCUGGACCUGGCGACCCAGUCAGAGCCGCUGGAGGAGACUGGCCAGGGGACAGAGCAGGCGGAGGGUGAAGCUAAGGGCCCCCCGGAGUCCUUCUCCAUCUCCACCGGGCGGCGCCACAGGAAGAGACCGGCGAGGGCCACUGAGGCAGCUGGGGAAGCGCUCCCCUACACAAUCACCCCCGUAUCUAUUUCCCGGCCCACCAGUGACAUCAGAGUGGAGUCCGUUCACCCCCGCAAGCGUCAUAGGCACUCCCAGAACCAGUCCGGAAGGAGGAGGCCCCAGGGAGCCAUCACCAGAGUAGCAGAGGAAACUUCUGUCUCUACUCUAACUCCAGGCCUGGACUCGAGUCUCUCGGCUGAGACCACUAGCUCCCCCGACCAGACCACCAGCUCCCCCGACCAGACCACCAGCUCCCCCGACCAGUCCACCAGCUCCCCCGACCAGUCCACCAGCUCCCCCGACCAGACCACCAGCUCCCCCGACCAGACCACCAGCUCCCCCGACCAGACCACCAGCUCCCCCGACCAGACCACCAGCUCCCCCGACCAGUCCACCAGCUCCCCCGACCAGUCCACCAGUUCCCCCGACCAGACCACCAGCUCCCCCGACCAGUCCACCAGCCUCCCCGACCAGACCGCUACCACCGAGGCUGCCUCUGGGGAGGAGUCUGGUCAGACUGGAGUGGACUCAAACCAGGCUGUGCUGUCAGAUUCCACUAGCCCCGUGCACGUAGAACCAGAGGCAGAGGACCGGUCCGUGGAAUCAUCCUCGGUAGGGCUGGUCCCCAUCAGUGAGGAAGAGAGCACGGCAGGCGUUCCCAUGGAGACCGGGUCCAGCGACAGGGAAAUCCCUGUCACCCUGAUGACCCCCGUACCCUUCAUGCUCUUCGGUCCCACCUCCUCUCGCUGGCCAGUGGAGGUGGAGUCCAAAACCUCCAAAGGCCUAGAGACCAGCGUGGUGUUGGGGGCGGAGGUAUUAAAGGACAGGAAGGGGAAGGUGGAGCAGGAAGGGCUGGGCAGAAGCCCGGAGGUGCUGCACCCAACGCAGCAGCCCAACGAGGCCGCCUCCGGGGAUGACAUUAGCAACACAGGGUCUGGGAGCGCGUCCGGAGAUGUGCUGGAUCACUCCGGAGCGUCAGGGUCCGGUUCUGGUAUGGACGAGCCCUCGGGCUCAGGCUCCGGUUCUGGUUCUGGCUCCGGCGCCGGUGAGGGCUCAGCAGUUACCGGCUCCCCUGAUUUCCCGUACCCGACCGAAUCCUUCACCAAUUUCACCGAGGGAGCCAACGACAGCACGAACGCCACCGUGGUGACCGUUCACUAUACUUCCAGUAACACAGAGGAGGCGAGCGAACCCCAGGCUAGCGUCACAGGCCUGGACGUAACGCUUCUCCCUGACGAGUCGCAGACCUCCAGCUGGGACAUGCAGCCCUCUCCCACCGCCCCGCAGGAGUCCCGUUCAGACCUGGAGUACAGCGGGGAUCUGCUGCACCCAAAGCCAUCCGCAGUGCCAAACCCCAGGCAGGUACUGGAAGCAGCAGGGAGUAUCUCAGAUGCAUGUCUGGAGAACCCCUGUGCCAAUGGAGGCACCUGCAUAGAGAGCGGAGUGUCUGCCAGGUGCCUCUGCCUGCCUGGCUAUGGAGGGGACUUCUGUCAGGCAGACCUGGAGCAGUGUGAGGCAGGCUGGGAGAAGUUCCAUGGCUCCUGCUAUAAGCACUUCUACAAGCGUCAGGCCUGGGAGGUAGCAGAGCAGCACUGCCGCCUGUACGGGGGGCACCUGGUGUCUGUGAUGACUCCCGAGGAGCAGGAGUUUGUCAACAACAAGUUCAGGGAGUAUCAGUGGACUGGUCUGAAUGACAGAACCAUAGAGGGAGACUUCCAGUGGUCUGAUGGAAACCCUUUGCUGUAUGAGAACUGGUACCGUGGGCAGCCCGACAGCUACUUCCUGUCUGGGGAGAACUGUGUGGUGAUGGUGUGGUUCGACGAUGGGCGCUGGAGUGAUGUUCCCUGUAACUACCACCUCCCCUACACCUGCAAGAAAGGCACUUCUCUCUGUGGUCAGCCCCCCAUCGUUCCCAAUGCUCUGAUGUUUGGUAAGCUGCGUCCGCGCUAUGAGACCGACUCGCUGGUGCGCUUCCACUGCAAGGACGGCUUCUGGCAGAGGCGCUAUCCCGUCAUCAAGUGCCUGCCGAAUGGCCAGUGGGAGGCACCCCAAAUCCAGUGUAUCCCAACCCUGGCGACCACGGAGGGUGAGCAGCAGACGUCCCCCGCUCUGGAGAUGGAAGAAGUGCUCAUGGACGACACGGCCACCGAGAAGGCAGCGCCUCAGUUCUGGGACGUCAAGUGGAAUUUAUAAAUGCUUAACCCUCUGCUCCUCUCUUUACACCCCGUUCUCUUUCUCCCUCAGAGACAGUUCCCCGUCUCCCGUCCAACACGUUGGACUAGUUUACAAACUGUCCUCAACCAUUUCCAGCUCAUCACACCCUCUUUUCGCCACAUCUUUUCUAAAAACCCAUCUGUGGCUACGUUUACUUGCAGUCAAUAUUCUGAACAACUGAGAAGUCUGAACUAGUGCAUUCAGAAUAUAUAUUCCAAAGAAGCCAUUGACACGAAUACUAUGAUUUAACAUACACUUUACUUUCAUGCAGAUACGUUUUCGAAAUUCAAGAAAACUUGAGAAUUCAUCUCACUUUUUAGGAGAUAACAGCCAUGUGAACAGGUAGGUACAUUAACUAGAGAUCAGUUGAGCAAACACACUCAAUACAACAGACGAUGUCUGAACCACAAAAUUGUAUGCUUGUAUCACUAGCAUGAUAUACAUUGCUAAAGAGAUGGUACAUGUACCCUUGCUCUUUCACAUCAUAAUUAUAUGCUUAUAUUUGCUAUUCUGUUAUAACCAAUCUUUGUUAACCCUUCACAUAUUUAGCAUAUUUUUUGCCAGUUAUCUGUAUGAUAAAGAUCUGCUUGCAGUUUAAAUUAUUGGCUUAAUGUGAUGUUUACAUUUACUAGCAUUCUUCUGUCUAAUGGAUAUAUUCCAUUAAUAUUCAGAAACUUUGCAUUUAGAACUCUGUAAUGUGGAAUAUUUUAUUCUGAAUGGUCUUUUAAAAAAAGAAUUGUGACAGAAUAUUAGCAUGCGGUGUAAACGUGGCCUAUGUUGAAUUGCUCCCUUAUUUCAGAAUUGUGAUAUUUUAAUGUAAUGUUGCAGACAUUAUGUUCAGUGCAGAGGCUAUACUGUUCUCAUGAUGUCAUUUAACCUUAAGUCUCAUAUACCCGCUAUCUAACUUCUUAGUCAGGGGUAUAAAUUUGAUGAUUUAAAGGAUGGGGUUCAGGCCCAUCACAGAGUGGUGUGUCCUUUAGUUAGAAUUAUGAAAUUAAUCACGUGAAGUUAAGCAACUUUUGAAGUAAGGGGUUUGGCAGGCGCUCUGAAAUGGACAAAAAUGUAUUGGCUGUUUAAAGUUUGGGACAAACUGAUAUAUACUAUGGUAGUCAGGUCUAAGAGUCUCUGAACAAUCUUCAGUAUUAGUCCACGUGAUAUCUUCCCUUUGACUAGUCUUGUCUUUAAUUUCCUUCUUUUCCCAACUUUAUCAAUAUUUACAUAUAUGACCUAUGAAUCUGGUGCUUCAUUUUUCAUGUCUCUAGUGUGUUUAGGGUGAUGAUGGGGGUAGAUGGGCCCAGGUGUACAUAUAAUGAUGUUUGAUAUGUUAUAAGCAAGGCCCACUGAUAACAAGAGCAGUAAAACACAUUGUGGUCACCAAUAGCUUGUGACCUCAAAGGCUUUUUUGAAUAGUAGUACUCUAAUUUAAAUGCAUAAGCGUAGACACAUUAGUUACAUGUAAUUUCUAAUGCUAUAAAACUUAUCCAACAUUUUAUAAUGUAAAUAUUCACUGAAAAUAUUCUUAUCCAUAAGUCAGCUCUGUCCUAUUUAAAGGAUCACAUGUUUAGCAUUUUCUCAGAAAUGGAUAAUCUGUAUGACAUCGUUUUAAUGGAAAGAUUUGUGUUGUAGCAAUAUGUGUAGGAUUGCCAAUUUCACAAAAUAACAUUAAUUAAUUCAUUCUCAUCGAUCAUUUAUUUUACCAAUACAGUUCCACAGUAAAUACAAAAUCCAUUUUCAAAUGUAAUUAAAUGAAAACAGCAGCAAGUACAUAUUUUUCUACUAGCCCUGUAAUUGAAGCAUAACAAUGUAAUGUUUAGUGUUUAAUGUUUAACAUUUAAUUAUCAAGUAGAAGUUGGCGAUGUGGUUUACAUUUCUCCAGUAUCUUUCAAACCAGCGUUUUCCGUCCAAAUAAGAAUCAUAUUCAUACCCUCAAUCAACAAUCCUUGGAAUGUGUCCCCUUCCUAAGGGCCCACAUUUAUUAUCAAAAGCAAUAAACCAAGAAUAAUCCAGGCAAAAUCACAUAUCAUAUAUCUUCCAUGCUCUAUUAUUGUUAAUACUGUACAUUCAUUUAGUAGCUAACUUGUUUGUGGGGUUGCAAUUUCAUCCCAGUGUAUUAAUGUUUCAAAAAUUAGAGUUCAAAAAUGUAUGGUAAUCUUGUCAUACAAUUAUAGGUUGAGCUGUGCUCAGAUAGAAACCAUGAUUAUAUCACAAAGCUCAAGCAGUCUCUUUGUAUUGUUUCUGUAAUGGUGCAGCAUCCCUAUCAGUAAACUGAUGUCUUAACAGGUAAUUAAAUUGUAUGAAGAAUAUGGUGAAUUGUUAAGCAAAUAGGUACCAUCUGGUACAUGGUACCUACUUGCUACUUGCCACACUGUUACACACUUUCAUAAAUGACUAGGUUUUCUAACAGAACUGUUAAUGACGUUGCUGUUUUUUUUAAACACCUUUCCUGUCAUUUUCCCGAUGCUCCUUGCUAACUCUGUAUGGCUAAUGCAGUACAGAUAAUAAUUAGUGUGAGUACCUGUGAUCUUGAAGAUUAUGUGUGUCAGCCUUAAUGGAAUAAAACAUGGAUACUGUUUUUAACCCAAUAA